UUAUUUUUACUGAACAGCACAGUUACGUCGGCACCCAGUUGACAUUGCUAAUAUCUGCAUUUUGUUUUCCUAAAUGCUAUGAACUGACGUUUCGCUAAUUUAGCUAAGCUAGCUUGAAACAUGCCGAAUUUUUGCGCGGCUCCAAACUGCACACGGAAGAGCACUCAGUCCGAUUUGGCCUUUUUUAGGUUUCCAAGGGAUCCUGAGCGAUGCCGAAUCUGGGUUGAGAACUGUCGCAGGGCAGAUCUAGAGGCCAAAACAGCGGAUCAACUAAACAAGCACUACAGAUUAUGUGCCAAACACUUUGAUCCAGCCAUGGUGUGCAAAACGAGCCCGUACAGGACCGUUUUGAAGGAUACAGCUAUUCCAACUAUAUUUGAUUUGACAAGCCACCUAAAAAAUCCUCACACCAGGCAUCGCAAGAGGAUUAAAGAACUUACUGACGAAGACAUAAAGAAAAUUAAAGAACGGAGAUUGGCGUCUUCCAUUGAUCAGCUCAUGUCAAAAAAAGAUGCCGCAGCCAAAGAGGACAAACCCAGCGAGGAUGAACCUCAAAUGUCCACGGAGGAGAAGGAGCUUCGUGAAUAUCUCAGAUCCACAUUUGAGGUCGUGCUUAUGCUAGCUAAACAGAACAUCCCAUUGGCAACUGGCGAAGACCAAUCCAACAACUUCCAGGCCCUUCUGGAGUACCGCAUUAAUGCUGGAGAUGAAGCUUUGAGGAAGCGGUUUGAGGCAACAGCUGUCAACACGGAGUAUCUCACUGCAGCUCAGCAACACCAGCUGCUGGAUAUUUGUGAGAACACCGUUAGGGAGGAGAUGCUAAUGGAGGUGAGAGAGAACCGUUUUUUCUCCCUCAUCACAGGUGACUUUGUUGAAUUUGGAGGUCUGAAACACUUGCCCCUGUUUCUGCGCUAUGUGAAUCAGCAGAACUUCCUCAAAGAGGAGUUUCUGGACUUUUUGCCGUUUGAUGGCGAUGAGUGUUCUCUGGUGGAGAAACUGGAGGCCCACCUAACCGAACGUUGGGGGCUUAGCAUGGAGGACUGCCGUGGUCAGGGGCACAAGGCCACUGGUUCUUUUACCACAAAGAUGAAGGCGGUGGCCUUGAUGCUGAUGGAGAAGUAUCCCCUGGCCUUGCACAUGCCUUGCUCCACUACUGCCCUGAACAUUCACCUGGCCAACAAUCUACCUUUCCCCAAUGUGCAGAUUGUUAUGGAGACUUUGAGGAGGAUCCAUGUUUUCUUGUCAAACCCGCUCACGCAAGAUGAAUUUGAGAAAUCGAUCUCUUCUCACUACAAGGAAAAUCCAGAAAGAGGAGCUGCGCUGAAGCAGGCCUGUGUUCCCGGAUGGACGGAGCAGCACGCCGUCUUUGACUUACUGCUCGAUGUGCUGGCCCCUCUCGUGCUGUGCAUGGACGCUGUCCACCAAAAUGGAACAUUUACUAGUGGUGUUAGGGAAGAUGUUUAUUCCAUCUCAGAAACUCUGGCCGAUUUCGAGACUGUUGCCACCAUCGUCAUUUUGAAGAAUGUGCUCAUAUUCACCAGAGCAUUUGGCAGGAAUCUCCAAAAAGAUACGAUUGACGUGUUUUGUGCUGCCACCAGUCUGACCGCUGUGGUUCAUUCACUGAACGAAGUCAAUGACAACAUUGAUGUCUACCAUGAGUACUGGUUCGAAGAGGCGGUGAACAUGGCCUCUGUGAUGGAGAUUCCUGUGAAGCUGCCCAGGCUGUAUCUUCGGAAACAGCAAGCAGCUGAAGUGGGUGAAAUCCAAGCAGAGGCCUAUCUGAAGGAGUACGUGACUGUCCCCAUCGUUAGUGGUGUCAUGCAGGAGGUGGAGGACAUGUUCUCCGAAACCAGCAUCAAUGCCUUGAAAAGCCUGUCACUGGUCCCAGCUGUGAUGGGCCACGUGAAGUUCAACACCUCCGAAGAGAGCCACACAGAGGUUUACCAAAGUGACCUCCCUAGCGCCGAUACGCUGUCUGCAGAACUUCACUGCUGGAGAAUCAAGUGGAAGCACAGGGGCAAAGAGGUGCGUCUACCUACCAGCAUCCACGAAACCUUACAGCUUCCCGAUGUUAAAUUCUUCCCCAACGUGAACGCCUUCCUCAGGGUCCUGUCCACGUUACCACUGCUGAAAAUCGAGGGUGACAACACCAACACAGCGAGCAAUCGGCUGCAGGCCUAUCUCAGCACCGUGCCUCCUAAGCAGUGGGACAAAUGUCUCGCCAUGCUUAGCGUCAAUGCUCACGUCAAACACGACCUGGACAUCAUGGUGGACAAAUACUGUAGACUGUACCCAGAGGAUGAUCCUGAAGCUGAGGCGGAGUCUGAGGAAGCAGCUGAGGAUGAUGUUGAGAAAAAAUGAUACAACAGACCCAUGGUUGGUUGUUCUGGCCAUAAAACUGAAUUACAAACGUAUGUGUAGAAGAAAUAUGAAUGCUUUGAUUUUUGGGGCUUACAGGGAUGUGGUAUCACGUUUGUCCAGUCAGGUAGUCCAGACAUGAGGAUAAAAAGUUUUCAUGCUGGUGAGAAAUUUAAAGUAUGUUCAUUUAUGCACUCCAUAAUCGGGUGGGGAUCCUAAUGUAUGAAUUACUGCGUCAGCGUGGCGUAGCGUGGAGGCCAUCAGCCUGGAAGCCCAGGGUGCUUUGGUGGCAGCUUUCAGCAAGUCUGUUCUCUGUGGAGGUCAUGUCAGGUGAGUUGUCUGAUCAGUCCAGUACAGUAAUACCAGGGUCAGCAAACCAGUUACUAGCAGUUUUGGCUCUGUGGGUAAAUGACAAGUCUUGGAAAAGGAAAUCAGGAUCAACAUAAUACUUGUGAGCUGGUGGAAGCGUGAAAUACUCUAUUAUCUGGUAGACCUUUGUGUUGACUUUGGACUUGAUAAAACACAGUGGACCAACACAAGCACAUUAUGUGGCACCCUGAUGUCAUCACGCUGGACUUCAAGUGACUUGGAUUCUGUACGUCUCCACUCUUCCUCCAGAUGCCGGAUUGUGAUUUCCAAAUGAAAUCAAACAUUACGGCGCUCCAGUUCUUUUGCUCCUGAGUGCCGGUAAGAUGCUUCCGACUGUCUCUGGUUCAGGAGUGCCUUGACAGUGGGAACAAGUCAGGAAAAAGAAUGUUAAAUUCAUUCUUUUCCCUGAUUGUAUGCAGUAGUUACUGUGUAUAUCCAGAUAUUGCAACCUCAAUUCACAAAACUGCAGUAGGAAAAUACAGAAUUUGGACAUAAAAUACCAACUAUUAAGUGUUGCAGGGUUUUGCGUUUAACUUUGCAUCUGUUUCAGUUUUGUAUGAAUUUAUUUUUGUAUUUUCUAGAAAUGUAUUACAGCACAAUCUGAAUAGAAAACAAUGUAUAUAGAUUAGUACCCAUUUCUCAUAUGAUCAGUUAAACAUAAUUUUGUUUCAGUUGUGUAGCUGUCUUUUUAGCUGUUUUUGUAGAUUGUUCGUUUUUUAUUAUUGUCUUCCCUUAUUGCAUCAUUUAAAUAAUGGCUUUUCUAUAUUAAAUGUUCUGAAGGUU
This is a messenger RNA of Thalassophryne amazonica, 3510 nucleotides long. RefSeq names its product THAP domain containing 12b (gene thap12b). Lineage: Eukaryota; Metazoa; Chordata; Actinopteri; Batrachoidiformes; Batrachoididae. The transcript is spliced from 5 exons. The record is from RefSeq and is a predicted model, not a curated record. Bases 121 to 2361 code for a protein of 746 amino acids.